Molecule: messenger RNA, 7873 nt
Organism: Cottoperca gobio
Lineage: Eukaryota; Metazoa; Chordata; Actinopteri; Perciformes; Bovichtidae
Product: sodium- and chloride-dependent taurine transporter-like
Exons: 15
Coding region: 249-2129 (626 amino acids)
Biological process (GO): taurine transmembrane transport; sodium ion transmembrane transport; neurotransmitter transport
Cellular component (GO): cell projection; plasma membrane
Molecular function (GO): gamma-aminobutyric acid:sodium:chloride symporter activity; taurine:sodium symporter activity
Source: RefSeq, a predicted model, not a curated record
UCCUGUUGCUCUGAGAGGAGGCAGGCCGGUGUUUUUCCACUGCCGCGGAUGUCUCAUGUCCCCCCGUUUUGAGAGACAAAGGUCAGAAAGAGAGGCUUAUAAACAGGCUAAAAUAUAGGCGUGCAGCUCUCAGUCGCUCUCACGGACACAGGAGGACACGGACACGACAAGACGAAACGUACAAGGGACUGCGCUGAAAGGACAUUAAAAGGGCAACAUAAUAAAUAAUAUUACGUCAACAGAACAGAAUGGCUCAAAAAGAGAAACUUCAGUGCCUGAAGGACUUCCAUAAGGACACUCUGAAACCAUCUCCUGGUAAAAGCCCUGGCACCCGACCUGAAGACGAGGCGGAGGGCAAACACCCCCAGCGUGAGAAGUGGGCCAGCAAGCUGGACUUUGUUCUGUCUGUGGCUGGUGGCUUUGUUGGUUUAGGGAACGUCUGGCGUUUCCCGUACCUCUGCUAUAAGAAUGGUGGAGGUGCAUUUCUCAUCCCCUACUUCAUUUUCCUGUUUGGCGGAGGUCUGCCGGUCUUCUUCCUGGAGGUUUCCCUGGGUCAGUUCACCUCUGAGGGGGGCAUCACCUGCUGGGAGAAGCUCUGCCCCAUCUUUACUGGUAUUGGUUACGCCUCCAUUGUGAUCGUGUCCCUGCUGAAUAUCUACUACAUCGUCAUCCUGGCCUGGGGUCUCUACUACCUGUUCCAGUGUUUUCAGCCGGAGCUGCCCUGGGCCAAGUGCAAUCAGCCCUGGAACACAGAUCACUGCAUCGAGGACAGCUACCGCAAGAACAAAACGUUUUGGCUGGCUGCCAACGCCUCCAACUUCACGUCCCCCGUCACCGAGUUCUGGGAACAUAACGUGCUCGGUAUCAGCAACGGAAUAGAGGACAUUGGUCCUGUUAAAUGGGACCUGGCUCUGUGUUUGUUGCUCGUCUGGGUCAUCUGCUUCUUCUGCAUCUGGAAGGGAGUCAAGUCCACUGGCAAGGUGGUAUACAUCACAGCUACGUUCCCAUUCGUCAUGCUCAUCGUGCUGUUGAUUCGUGGUGUGACACUUCCCGGAGCUUCUGCAGGCAUCAAGUUCUACCUGUACCCAGACCUCGCUCGUCUGCAGGACCCAGACGUUUGGAUUGACGCCGGCACCCAGAUCUUCUUCUCCUAUGCCAUCUGUUUGGGCGCAAUGACGUCCUUGGGGAGCUACAACAAGUACAAAUACAACUGCUACAGGGACUGUUUGCUGCUGGGAGCCCUCAACAGUGGUACCAGUUUUGUGUCUGGCUUCGCAAUAUUUUCCGUCCUGGGCUUCAUGGCACAAGAGCAAGGGGUGGACAUUGCUGAUGUGGCAGAGUCAGGUCCAGGCCUGGCGUUCAUUGCCUACCCCAAGGCUGUAUCCAUGAUGCCUUUUCCUACAGUCUGGGCAGUCCUCUUCUUCGUUAUGCUGCUGCUGCUUGGCCUCGACAGUCAGUUUGUGGAGGUGGAAGGGCAGAUCACAUCACUGGUGGAUCUGUAUCCGUCCUUCCUAAGGAAGGGUUACCGCAGGGAGAUCUUCAUCGCUAUUCUCUGCAGCAUCAGCUACCUGCUUGGACUCACCAUGGUUACCAAGGGUGGCAUGUAUGUUUUCCAGCUGUUUGAUUACUAUGCAGCUAGUGGUGUGUGCCUUCUGUGGGUGGCAUUCUUUGAAUGUAUAGCUGUUGCCUGGGUUUAUGGCGCUGAUAAUUUCUAUGAUGCACUUGAGGACAUGCUUGGGUACAGACCAAAUCCUUGGAUGAAAUGGAGCUGGAGUUUUAUCACUCCUACACUGUGCAUGGGCUGCUUUAUCUUCUCCUUGGUCAAAUACAAGCCAUUGACGUACAACAAGGUCUACGAGUAUCCUGACUGGGCUGUUGGAAUAGGUUGGACUCUUGCCUUGACCUCCAUGAUCUGUAUCCCCAUGGUGGUCGUCAUCAAGAUCCUCCGGUCUGAUGGGCCGCUCAUUGAGAGGAUCAAAGCGGUGGCAGCCCCGGUUCGCGGCGGAGCCAGCUCUCGUCCCGCAGACCACCGUGGCCUCAAGGAGCUCUCCUACCCUCUGGACCCUAACGGGAACAAGGGCCUACUGAUGAAGGCCCCCACCCACACCAUCGUAGAAACCAUGAUGUAAAGGAAUGAGGCGGAGGCUCUCCAUGAGAUCGCUCUCCUUUCCUCUUCUGUCCUCUAAAAUGCUUCUAAAACUAGCUAGUUUUCUGUCUAUCUGUCUAUCUGUCUGUCUGGUGGACUGAUAAGGGUUUUAAGGAAAAAAGAAUCCUGAUUUCAAAUCUUGUAGGAAUACUUUGGAAGUAGUUUGCUCUUGGUGGAUUUUCUUAAGAGGGUAGCAAUCACAUUUCAAAUCUAUUUCUGAAUUACUCACAAUUACUGGUGCUGGUCCUUUUUUUCCUAUUUGUAAUAUCCAUGUGACUACAUGUCCCGCUAUUUUCUUGUUUAUAGACACAGUGGCAAAUUAGCACCAGCCUCUGGUCAUACGCUGGUACAUUUAUGUUUGUUCCACAAGCUACUUUUGCAGAAAACCAGCCAUUGUUCUAAAAAUGGACGGAAGUGGUUAUUGAGUCAUGGAAUCAAACAUCCUUUUGUAGCCACAAAAUUGAUUACAGAUCAUCAAAAUAUUUUUUCUUUUUAGCUGUUCUUGGAAUAUAUAACAACUGUGUUUGUGAUACUAUGAACUGGGUGCGCUUAUCUGAGGGCAUGUGCUAUUGGGUUAUUCUGGUUUAUUCUGUUCCACUGUGUUCAGUAGAGGCCCAGUUGAGAUGAAAUGGCUCGAGUCACUGCAGGUACAGCAUCUUUAAUUAAAUAUAGACGGGUAUAAAGUCACAUGCCUACUUAAAGUAAUCAGCAAUUCUGAAAAACCCCAGAAAUAUGACCAAACUCAGCAACCUGAAUCUCAAAAUGUGGCUGGGACAGGUAAAUUGUCUCAAUCCCACAAACGUUGCAUCCUGUAGAUGGAUGGUUUUUCUUCUGUUUUCUUAAUUCGAGCUGCUACUGCUACACAAUGUUGCCCGAUGCAGCUAAAAAUAAAAUAAAUGUAGAAUUGCCACAGCCAUGAUAGCCAAUGACCCUAAUCAAACCAGGAUCCUGGUUUUUAAAUGCACCUUAGCACAAAUCCCCAUCUUCCAUAGCCAUAAACUAUAGGUCAAAGAGACAACUAGCACUGAGACUGCAUCCGGGAAACCCGCUCCUGCACAAAGAGAGAGGUAUCUGAAAGGAUUUGAAGUGUGGAGGUUGAACCCUUGAGUGUGUUGUCUGUGGCGUACUGUACAGUAGUAGCUAAUCAGUCUAUCUAUAUCUAUCUCUCUAUCUAUCUUUCUCUGUCCUAGACCAGUUUACAGUACAUUUAGUAACUGCACUAGGCACUCUUGGCUUACAAUUUUGGAUUGGAUUUAUUUUACUUUCUACAGAGGAAGUUACAUUGUUAUUAGUUUUUCCUCUGUCAAUGUUUAGAUUUUUUUUAUUAAGACUAUAAUGUUAUUGCUAUUCACUAUUGAUGAUAAUUGCUGUAGUUUUUCAUAGAGGAAGGAACACUUCUUUCAUCGGGUGAACAUACUAAGCUAUUAUACAAAUUGUACAUUUACAGUGGCCGCCAUUGUAGAUAUAAUCCUCAUCAUUUAAGUUCCCUAAGCGUAGGUCCUGCCAACAUUUGUCUUUUAUCAUCAAACAACCAAACAAUGCAACUGAUUUUCCCAAAUAUUUUCUCUUGUGGUGGUGUGGGUCAAACAUUCAGCAAGCAGUUCAAUGUACAGUAAAAAAAAAAUGGGAAUUCUACAAUGGCUCCAUCUGUAAGUUCGUAGGUGUUGGGGGUUUAUAGCUUUUCCUGUAAAUACUAGGGGACAGUAUUUAAAUUGGAUAAAUUCAGCCAGACAGGGCAAUGAAGCCAACGGUGAAACAUGUCACCAACUCAGUGACUCAAAAAAACCUAUUGGUUGGGUGACAAAACAGCCAGCGUCAGUCUGUCGACUCAUCUGAGUGUCAAACUCCUUUCCAGACACUGUGAAAUGUGGCAGCUGGCUGCAGACAAAUCAGAGCCAGUGAAUGACAUAGUUUUGUCCCGUGUUUUUCCACAGUUACUGUGUUGCUUCAUGUCUCUUUUUAAAAUGAGAGCUGAAGAGCUUAAUUUCAAAUGAGGAACUCCAACUGUUCUAAAGAGCGGGUAAACGGUACCUGACUAUUGAAACUUCCCUACAAGUUAGCGGGAAUUGGUUGUGUAUCAUCAUUUAGGGUUAUCAGAAUUAGUUGUGUUGCAUAGUGACAGUAAAUAAGACCUCAUUUGCAGUAAAUAAGACCUUAUUUGCAACAUUCAAGAACUUGAAAUGUUGUGUGAAGUCACACUUUGUAAGCUCUUAAAAAUGCUGCAUGGAAUUCAAAUUAAGCCUAACCAAAAAUGAAGAGAAGUAAAAUUUAACUUUGAAUCGAAUAUAGUAAAUGAAAGCUGUGAAAUUGGGCACUAUAUGAGAAGAUGAACCUGGGAAGUCUGACACCCCCAGAACCUGUACUUUACAUAUGUUAAUGCAUUUAGAGCCUGAACUUUAGACGUCCAGAAUCCUGUCGCUGUGAGCCGUUAACAGCUGAAGGCAGACUAUCUGAGAAGUAUGACAUUUACUGUUGCAUUCACUUUAAGUUGUCUGUGUAACAAGGGGUUUCCCGUGUGUGUGUGUGUGUGUGUGUGUGUGUGUGUGUGUGUGUGUGUGUGUGUGUGUGUGUGUGUGUGUGUGUGUGUGUGUGUGUGUGUCACCAGCGACCAUCCACACAGGAGCAUCUCUAUAGCUGCAUUAACCCAGCAUCCAAAACAUUUGACUUCUGACUGUGGGCGAUAAUGAGCCGGCAUUUAAUGGUAGCAAUCAAAAAAUUGAUGUUUUUGUUCAUCUUGAAAAGGCCAUUGGAUCAGUUCUUUGCCACACAGAAUGGAACAUCAUACAUCUUAACUGGCUGUUAUUUACAAUCGAAGGCAGAAGGAGUGAGUCAAAGUGACUUUUUAUUGCACCUUAUUUGUAUAAUUUGGACUUCAUAUCAAAUGAGUCCAAAAAAAACAAAACACUGCCAUCUUGUUAUUCAGGGUCCCUAAAAAAAGAAUCUCUGGAAACCCUUAAGCUUUUAGCUUUAAGUGCUUCUUUUUCUCCCAAAAAGCAGACUUAUUAAAAUAGAUCAAAAAUGUUAAUAAACUAUUCAUUCACAUCAAAUAUACAGUACACAUGCAUUGCAGGAAUUUGACCAACAACAUCAUAUCAGAAGUGAUCUUGAGACCAUGGCCUCAUUUUGUGUGUCAUCUAAGCUUUGAUUAUUGUUUUUGUCCGUUUUAUUUAAUUUUCUUCAAAUAGAAUAAAGUAGUUCAUAUCAUUUAAAAGGGAUUUGUGAAACCAAAUCCACAGCAGACAUCUAUUUUCAUACAGUAACAAACGUUUCCUAUAUAAGUCUUCUUUGUACAGCUAAGCUCCCAUUGCAGAUCUCCCAUUUUAAUACAGAUACAAGGGUUCAUUUUAUUCUAAAACUUUUGUACAGAUCUGGUUCUCGAUUCCCCUGAAGGAUCUUUGCACUAAGGUUUGGAAAAAAAAGAUCAGAAACCGUUAAGUAAAAAUACAUUAGUUAUAGCAUAUAAGUAUAUAUGGACCGUUAAAUUAAAUCUUACCUUUUUUAAUUUUUCAGCUUUGGAUCAUCUAUGAAAUGUCUACAUUUCUGGAUUAAUAAUUUUCUAAAAUGCACAAAAUUGAAAUAAAUAUUAAAUAUUGUCAAGAUUUUAAGAAAUAGCAUCCAAAAGCGAUGUUUUAAAAAUGUGUUGCAAAGAGUAAAAACACUUUAUUAUGGCUUAAAAGUUACUAAAACCUUUCCCUCGUGCUCAGAUCCUGGUUUCUGGGGAAGCAUGGGCCAGAAAUAAUAACUAAUGCAGUCAUUUAUUGGUUUAUUCUGCCUCUAUUCUGUGUAUAUUUACAGUAUGUCCCUCUCUGCCUUCUUACACUCCCCUUCAGUUAGCGUAUGUAAACCUUAUGUUAACCUAAGCUAACCAUUUUUUAUCAGAAAUAAUGAAUUUGCUAGAGAAUUGAAGCAUUAGCGAUGCACAAGUUUUUACCGCCGAAUGUUGAAAUGUGAAAGUCACCUGAGGGUGAAUGUAAAAGUUUCUGAAGAUCUAUUUUUUAGGGUAAAAAAAAAAGAAUUAGUAUCUUUUUAUUUUUAUUGAAUUCAGCUGUUUCUUGUUUUGAUUUUUGAUUGUGUGUCUGUCACAUUUGCCUUUUGUAUUCCAAAUAUAGUGUAUUUGAACUUCUGUCAUUGGAGUAACAUGUACAACCGUCAAUCAAAGAAACAAUCAAAAAAAAAAAGAAGCUACGAUUUGUUACGUGCAAUACUUUGUAGAUUAUUUUUCUUGCCAUUUUUCCAAGAGAUGGUACUAACCUCUGAAGUCAGACAACAGCCUGUAAAUCCUUGGAGUAAAUUUGAAUCUUCAGGGUCCAGUUAAAUUAAAAAGCUGCCACAACAUGCAGUGUGGAACCAAACCAAACUGAACCACUAUUCCAUCAAAUAUCUUGUGGUUUGAAAUGCACUGAGACAAAAACCUUUUGUCACAUCAAACUCAAUUUAAGUGACAAAAUGCUAUUUUUUAUUUUCGUGACAGACUGCUAAGUUGUGAGUUUGUAAGGGGUAUGAAACACAGUAACACUGCCACUAAGUCCACCAUCUUACUACUUGCCUAUGUUUAUCUCAGUACUGCUGUGUUGCUAAAAAAUCAGGCAGCUUUCCAAAAGCACGCCGCCAGCAAAGUUCACCAUUCCACUGUUGUGCGAUAUCUGCAAAAUCUAGCCAGUACCCUGUAAGGUUUGUAAGUCUAAUUUGCUUGUGAUGGAACAAAUACCUUGGAGUAGUUGUGGGUGCUUCUAGGAGGCCUGCCCCCCCCUUUAGCAACAUAAGCAGUAAAUCAAAUAAAUAUACAAAUGACACCAUAUCAAACGUGGGCUUUUCUUUUAAAAUCUCGUAUGCAAGUUCUUCAUUCUGCUUAUUCAGACAUUUCUAAAUCCAACUCCACUUCGCCAAACCCUGCAACCUUAGUGCUUUAUCAAAGAAAGUGAAAAACCAAACUACAUCUACACAGGAACAGAUGACAUGAUUUAUUUAAAUCCUGUGUGCUCUACAUCAUGUUCAUUACUGGUAUGUAAACACCAUAUCUGCAGGAUUCAUAGUCUGCUCGGCUGUUUCUGUGAUGAUGAUGAUGUGAUCUUCGGGCUGUGCAGAGGUGACACACGAUAUGUUUUAUCAUUGACGUCGCCCCGACUGCGUGACCGCGAAGAAAGACAAAUGGGGUUUAAUUUCCUUAAAGCAAAGAUCAUCUUCGUUCUUUGGUUUCAAGCUUUGAAAAGAUGUCAUCCUUACUCAGAGAACCAUAGUUAUUAUCUAACCUAAUUACAUGUUUGGCAUUUUUAGCUUUGAUUCAAGUUUUGAUUUGUGAGGACAAGAUGCUAACGAUGACACAAAAGGCUGUAAAAUCAUCUUUCCUCCUUUCACUUAAACGCUGGUAAUCUCAGCGCUAAGUCCUCUGGGAAAUGGAGUCCCGCUCACCCUCCCCUUCCCUCUGUCCCCAGACUGAUUCUGAUCAUGGUCUCCAAUGACAAUGCCUCUGUCUUUCCUGCAUUAUACUGUAUGCCAGCCCUUCCUUUUUGAGAAUGUACAUGAUAAAAUGUUUUUUAAUUCUUGGUGAAGAAAAAAACAUUUUUAAAAGAAUUUGAAAGGUUUUAUUUUUUAUUUCUAUGGCCAACCUGUAAGCUAGGUAAAAAAAAGAAAUAAAAAAAAGAAAGAAUUAAUAUGUGUUUGAACAGGUUUUACAAAGGUGUAAAACUUUUUUUAUUUCUUAAUAAAAAAUUUGUCUUCAGAAAAUGA